AUGGUGAGCAAGGAGGACACCCAAUGCAACGUGGUGUCGAAUUCAGAUGAGUCCGAUUGCGAGACCGCCCAGUCAUACAGUUUCAAUGCAGAGUCUGGUACAGAGUCUGGAAAAGCGCAGGUGAAGAAGAGGAACAAGGCUUUACAAGUACGCUUUAAGGACAUCUGCGAGGCUCAGAAUGAACAGCGGAGAAGGCGCUCUCGCUCAAUUUCUUGCAAAGUAACACAUAGGAAAUAUAUGACAAUGCCCGCCAGACGCUCCAUACCCAACGUGACUAAAAGUACUGGUGUGCAGACGUCGCCGGACCUUACAAAAAGAUAUAAGACUUUUCCGUUUGACAGGAAAAAGGGGCAUACUUUCAAACAUACUGCAUUGGUGGAGAAUUAUAAAGGACAGAAUAAUGGAUUUCUGAGUGAUAUUAAAACUGUUGAGGAUGGACAAACAGUGGAGCAGUCUUCAAAGGUGAAAGGAAAGAUUGUGUGCCAGACUAAAGCAUUGCUGCACCACACGGAUGACAGCAGCGACACAGAGGAUCUUCUUUCUAGCGCCAACUGUCUGGAUGGCCCGUCAGAAUCUUCGCAAUUUCCGGACGACUGCCACCCACACAGCCCGCCGUCCAAAACCCAAUCGGAAUGUCACGUUUCCACAACAACGAGAUCCAAACACAAAGGCAAAGAUGACACGGACGCUAUCUCUUCCUCUUCCAAGCGCCAACUGACUUCCGAUGGGAAAAUAAAAGGUUCCGGACCUGUUGCGUGGAAUUCUUUGACGCAUGUGGAGUCUUUGGGGAGUCCGUCUGUGAGUUGUAAGAGGAAAAAGAGUGGACAGCUAAGUGACCAGCAUUCUCAGACACUUCCGCACAGUGCCAAAUGCUCAGUGCAGUCGCAAGGACAUUGUAGGGCAAGGCAUUCUUCAGCUUCGUCUAAACUUCAGCAAACAGGACAAGGAGGCAUAGGGUUUCCCACUGGGGACGCAGGGGCAGCCCGAGGGGCAGCUGCUGGGACAGCAAGCGGGGACAGUGAUAUCAAAGCACAGCUGCAGGCCAUGGAGACGCUCAUCAACUCCAGCCAAGAGACCAUCAAGGUGCUACUGGGAGUCAUACAGGAGCUGGAGAAGGGAGAAGCUCAAAGAGAGGGGUUGACGUACAGGACCGGACAGGACACGGCUAACUGCGACACCUGCCGAAACAGUGCGUGCAUUAUCUACAGUGUUGAGCUGGACUUCAAACUGCAGGAGGACAAACUACAGCCUCUGAUGAAGAGACUGUGCCCCAUGGACAGUCAGCAGUGCCCCGCUCUGCCUUACCCCAACGAAGUGUUCACCUCCACCCCAAAGAGGAAGUCCAAGUCUGAGUCCAAGAAGCACGCUCGCUGGAAACUCUGGUUCCUUUGA
Molecule: messenger RNA, 1392 nt
Organism: Boleophthalmus pectinirostris (great blue-spotted mudskipper)
Lineage: Eukaryota; Metazoa; Chordata; Actinopteri; Gobiiformes; Gobiidae
Gene: insyn2ab
Product: inhibitory synaptic factor 2Ab
Exons: 3
Coding region: 1-1392 (463 amino acids)
Biological process (GO): inhibitory postsynaptic potential
Cellular component (GO): postsynaptic density
Source: RefSeq, a predicted model, not a curated record